This is a messenger RNA of Linum tenue, 3522 nucleotides long. The record is from the annotation of a GenBank genome assembly. NCBI's taxonomy places the organism in Eukaryota, Viridiplantae, Streptophyta, Magnoliopsida, Malpighiales, Linaceae.
CUCCCCUUUUGGCUCUCUUCCAUUUUGAUCUUCGUAGUUCUUACUCCACUCCCCCGCACCUAAAAAAACUCUCUCACCUCAUUCCCUGUCACUGACACCAUCUCUGCUGGAAUUCAUUUUCAUCAAUCCUAUCAUUCAUUACCCAUCGUUCUUGUUUCCCUUCCCCUUUAACCAUCUGCCCUGGUUAGCUCACCCGAUCUCCAACCCACGAACAAGAAAGAGCUAAAAAAAGGAGAAAGAAGAGAACUUUCCUUGUCAACCAAACUUCCCCAACUUCCCCACCUUUCGUUUUCAUCCACCGGACAACAAACCAAUCAUUGUUACCAAAUUCCCAAUUGGUGUCGAAGCCCAGAGAGAGAGAGAGAGAGAGAGAGAGAGAGAGAGAGCGGCAAGCGCCGGCGCCGGCGGACUUGGGGGGAGCUCUGCUUUUAGUUUGUUUGCUUUUCCCCGACAUUGUUGGCGGGCGGUGAGGAAGAGCCGCUUCUCGUCAUUGGGAGAUUCCGGGGCUUUUCUCGAUUUGAUUGUUUGCUUGCUAAAAGGCGCUACAGUGAUGUAACAGAGUCUUCAGAUUGAUCUUCCGCUUCUUCUGCGGAGUUCCUUUGGUAGGGGAAAGUGAGAGAGAUGGAGUCUAAGAUGGAUCAGUAUGAGAUCAUGGAGCAGAUCGGGCGUGGCGCCUUUGGCGCUGCCAUUCUAGUCAAUCAUAAAGCCGAGAAGAAGAAGUAUGUGUUGAAGAAGAUCCGGCUUGCUCGCCAGACGGAGCGGUGCCGGAGAUCUGCUCACCAGGAAAUGGCACUCAUUGCACGAAUUCAGCACCCUUACAUUGUGGAGUUCAAGGAAGCCUGGGUUGAGAAGGGUUGCUAUGUAUGUAUUGUCACUGGAUACUGUGAAGGUGGAGACAUGGCUGAAUUGAUGAAGAAGAACAACGGUGUUUAUUUUCCUGAGGAGAAACUUUGCAAGUGGUUCACGCAACUGCUCUUGGCUGUUGAUUAUCUUCAUUCUAAAUAUGUCCUCCACCGCGACUUGAAAUGCUCAAAUAUCUUUCUGACUAAAGAUCAGGAUGUUCGCCUCGGGGAUUUUGGACUUGCUAAAACUUUGAAGCAAGAUGACUUGGCUUCAUCGGUGGUUGGAACUCCCAAUUACAUGUGUCCAGAGCUACUUGCAGAUAUUCCAUAUGGCUUCAAAUCAGAUAUUUGGUCUUUAGGAUGCUGUGUAUAUGAGAUGGCUGCUCAUCGCCCUGCUUUCAAAGCUUUUGAUAUGGCAGGGUUGAUAAGCAAGAUCAAUCGUUCUUCAAUUGGUCCUUUGCCGCCUUGCUAUUCUCCAUCCUUGAAAUCACUUAUUAGAUGCAUGCUGAGGAAAAAUCCUGAGCACCGCCCUACUGCAUCUGAGGUCCUAAAGCAUCCAUACUUGCAGCCUUAUGUGGAGCAGUACCGGUCAUCUUUGAGUCCUCCAACUUGCUCUCUCGAGAAGCCUCCUUCAGCUGGUCGUGGUUCAAGGAGAAGCAUGGCUGACAGCCAGAACAGCAACAGCUCUAGUAGUGAUAGAGAUAGUUACCUCUCAAGCGAGAGAAACAUCUCAACUACGGGAGAGAAUAAAGGUACUGACACAGAUCUGGCAUCUAUUGAUGAUGAUAAUGACACUGAACAAACCACGCCAAGUGAAGGAGAUAGCAACCAUACAGUUCAUACUGACAAAGUCAAUGAACGGAAAGUAAUGAAGGUCAACCAUUAUGAGGAUGGACCCAAUGUUGAGUCCAAGCAGCAGCCUAAGACUAUUAAAAGUAUUAUGAUGGCACUGAAAGAAGGCAAGGCUAGAGAAAAUGGGUCUCCACUUAGAGGGGCUCGUGCGAAAGCUACAGGCAUAAUGACAACACCAAGGAAUAAUGCAGAAUCAGUGUCGAAAAUUCCUCGACCCUAUGCUGUUGCUCCGAGUUUUAAGCCUAACGUAGUUGAUGCAUCACCUGUUGCUCAGGCAAAGUUGACAUUCGAUUCUAUUAAGCGGAUUCCAGCAUCAACCCCUUCUAAACACCAGUUACCAAUAAUGGACACAUCGCCGAAGACUAAACCCAGAUACGAUGGCAUUCCGCCAUCUGUCCCCAUAAAGCUUUCUGAUGAUGGACUUGCUGCUAAAUCUAGGCAGAGAACCCCGCCUUCCAACAUUGUUCGGCGGUGUUCAUUCCCUGUACGGACAAGACAAGUUGGAAAUGACGCCCUAACUGAGACUGCUGCCAUGACUAAGUCCCCCGAACUUACUUCUCGUGAAGUUCCCGAUGAGCAGUUCAUGCAUUCUACUAAGGAGAUCAAGCAAGAGACAUUUCAGAAAGCUACAGUUGGGGUUUCGAAAGUGACUCAAACAGAUGGCAGUAAUUCUGUCUCAUCUGUGGUUUCAGCUGAAGCAUCUGAACUUUAUGAUGAUGCAACAACUUCAUUUGAUGACAUGCAGACACCUCCAAAUCAUGAGAUAGAAAGAAGGCCUGGAACUUCAGAUACUCCAGCAUUGAGAGUCUCAUCUUCAUCCUCUUUCCACUCUGAUGCUUCUGAUAAUUUAUCAAAUGGAGAUCAUGGAGAAUAUCCUGGACCCUUGAUUUGCUCGGUUGAACCUAACAGUGUUCAGGAUGCCAAUGCAAAUUCUUUCAAUGGUUCUGGUAACAUGGCAUCAAGUGCAGCGCUUCAUUUAUCGAUUCCAGUUACUGAAGGGAUAACAAUUCAUAAGGAUGAUAUCCCUGAAAGUCAGCCCAGUAGCAGUAGACCUGAUAUGUCACUUGGAUCAAAUGUUAAUUCUCCAUGUAGAGGUGAUGACAAGUUUACUGUGACAGAACUUCUAUCAGUUUCAGAGGCUACUACGUCGACUCUCUCACCAAUUUCAGCCGCUCAAAACUAUUUGCAAUCAGAAAAAGGAACAACGAUUUUGCAAAAUCCACCAGUGGAAAGGGGUUCUGCUGCUGCUGCUGGCUGUCCUCCUUUUGAUGAUGUCAUACAUGUCAUACGUCACAGCAGUUUCCGUGUUGGGAAUGAGCAGCCAGUCAUGGAAACUGUUGAGAUGGGAGUUCAAAAUAUGGACGUUGGGAAGCUCUUAAAUGUUGUGAGAGACGAGCUGGACAUGCGAAAUGUGGGGGCUCCAGUGACACUUAAAUCAGCAGGAGGCUCAGAAGCCUUAAGCUUGAAAUCUAGCCUGUCUACUGAUGAUUCCAGUUUCAAGGAAAUGGAUAUGAAAGCUGCAGCCUCAGUAGUGAAUCAUGAUACUUCUGAACCGGCAAAACCCACCUCCCCUGUCAAAGAAGAAGUGGCGUCACCUACUACUGCACCCAAGGAAAUUCUGGACGUGAAGUCAUUUAGGCAGCGAGCUGAUGCACUUGAAGGGCUUUUGGAAUUGUCUGCUGACUUACUACAGCAGGAUAGGCUGGAGGAGCUGGCAAUCGUUCUCAGGCCAUUUGGAAAAGAUAAGGUCUCACCAAGGGAGACUGCGAUAUGGCUGGCGAAGAGCCUGAAAGGGAUGAUGAUCGACGACAGUGGCCGAAGUUCAUGA